CGGUCACGUUGUCUCGGCCGGGCGGGCGGGGUUAAAUAGCGUCUGUGUGCCGCACACCGGCAGAUUAAACCGACUCAACGCAAUCUGUGGACACUGAGAGGAGCUGAGAACAUUUCACCUGAACGGACCAGGCUUUUGCUCAGACAACCACCGUCACCGUCACCGUCACCGUCCUGUCAUCGGUUCUCCCUCAGUCGUGAAGGGAUGCCCAGAGAGCUGACCCAGAACAGGAUCCAAAAGAUCUGGGUGCCCACCAAGGAUGACAAGCCGGCUCCCCGUAGAGCGGCCGGCGCCCCUCACUUCGCCAACCCCCCCACUGUCAUCGUCAUGGUGGGUCUUCCGGCUCGAGGCAAGACGUACAUGUCCAAGAAACUCACCCGCUACCUCAACUGGAUCGGAAUGCCCACCAAAGUCUUUAACGUGGGGGAGUACCGCAGGGAGGCGGUCAAGAACUACAGCUCCUAUGACUUCUUCAAGCCCGAUAACGAGUGUGCCGUGAAAAUCAGGCAACAAUGUGCCUUAGCAGCCUUGAGGGAUGUCAAGUCGUAUUUGAAGGACGAGGGAGGCCAAGUAGCGGUGUUUGAUGCCACAAACACGACAAGAGAAAGGCGAGACAUGAUCCUCCAGUUUGGCGGCGAGAACGACUUCAAGAUCUUUUUCAUCGAGUCCAUGUGCGACGAUCCCAGCGUCAUCGCCUCAAACAUCAUGGAAGUGAAGGUGUCGUGCCCCGACUACCGGGACUGCAACAAGAACGACGCCAUGUUGGAUUUCCAGAGGAGAAUUGAAUGCUACAAAACCAGCUACCAACCUCUGGACCCCGAUCAGUACGACAGGGAUUUCUCCUUCAUCAAAGUGAUAGACGUGGGUCGGCGUUUCCUCGUCAACCGGAUCCAGGAUCACAUCCAGAGUAAGAUCGUCUACUACCUGAUGAACAUCCACGUCCAGCCCCGCACCAUCUACCUGUGUCGGCACGGAGAGAGCACCGACAACGUGGAGGGGCGGCUGGGCGGUGACUCAGGCCUCUCGCCGCGGGGCAAACAGUUUUCAUCUGCCCUGGCCCGGUUUGUGGAGGAGCAGCAGCUGACGGAUCUGAAGGUUUGGACCAGCCAGCUAUGUCGCAGCAUCGAGACCGCGGAGCACCUGGGAGUCCCGUACGAACAGUGGAAGGCUCUCAACGAGAUAGACGCUGGGAUGUGUGAAGAGAUGACUUACGACGAGAUGAAGUUGAAAUUCCCGGAUGAGUUUGCUUUGAGAGAUGAAGAUAAAUACUACUAUCGCUACCCUGCUGGAGAGUCCUACCAGGACCUGGUCCAGCGGGUGGAGCCGGUCAUCAUGGACCUGGAGAGGCAAGAGAACGUCCUGGUUAUCUGCCACCAGGCCGUCAUGCGCUGCCUGCUGGCCUACUUCCUGGAUAAGAGUGCAGAGGAGAUGCCCUACCUGAAGUGUCCCCUCCACACAGUGCUGAAGCUCACCCCGGUCGCCUACGGGUGCAAGGUGGAGUCCAUCUCUCUGAAUGUGGAGGCGGUGAACACCCACAGAGACAGACCGGAGGAGGUGAGGAGGGGUCCUGGCACCUUGAUCCGGCGGAACAGUGUGACUCCUCUGACCAGCCCCGAGUCAAACAUCAAGAAACCUCGCAUUGACGAUCUGGACGAGGCUCCCAUCCAGGAGGUGCCGCCAUCCGUAGCCUCGCUGGCACUCUGCAGCCCCUCACACCUCCCCCUCGCCCUGGCCGGACAGAACCUGAGGAGAAACUCAUCUGGCCUCCGUGACGUCCUGCAGCCCUGCCAAUAGAAAUGCACCGAUGUUGUCACGUGGCUCAAAAGGACGGAAAGUGGAUCGCUGACAAAGGCUCACUGAACGUAAAACAAGGAGGAGUUAAAUCAAAGUUAUUUUUCAAAUUUUAUUUUAAAUGUUUUAUCAGCUAAGGACACAAAUAACCGUUCUUUUUAUUCUUCAAAAAGGAUCAUGAUAAUUGUAUUGCUGUCCUAUCAGAUAUUUCUGUUCAAAGACAUGUCAUUACGAAGCAAGACUCUUAAAUUCUCCCUUUCUUGCCAUUGUCAGAAAUUUUAUUUCUGUGUUUUCUGGGAAACCUUUAACGUCACGUGUAUAAUUUAUUCAGACUGAAAGAGGAGAGCUGUGACUCGUUUGAAUCGACAGUCAUUCCCGUUACAUCUGACAGCUCAGAUGGCUCUCUGGGAAAACCAAUUUCUACUGGUUUAUUAUUUUGGAGAGACCAAAGACCAACCCUCACGCCAAGGUCAAUUCUUUCAGCCCAUUCUUUUUUUUAAGUUAUGAUUGCACUGUUAUUUAAAAAAAAAAAAGGAUAUCGAUUUUGGUUUACAUUGUAAACUCUUUGGCACUUCUUCGGAAGCACUUUUGUUUUUAAUGCACAUUUCUUUCUUCUAAAAUGUGUGCAAAAGAAGACUAUAUGAUUUAAUCCUUUGUUAUUUGACACUAUAAAAUAAGCAAUUAUUUUGCACAGUUGGGAUACAUUUUUUUAUUUGUUUUUGUCUCACUAUGUAUUUUUCAUGUUACGGUAUGAAGGUGAUUUUUUUUGCCGUAGAGUGCCUGUAGUGCUUGCUUUGCAAGCCUGACGCCGCUUCUCUUGCCAUUUCUCUGGAAUCGUUUGCUCGAGAAGGGCCACCACGUUUAACCUAAUAACUCCACAUAUCAUCGUCGAUAUUUUACUUUUUACAGUUUGAAUAUUUAUUUUUAAGUGUGUAGUUUCAUUUGACAGAGUUCUUAAUUUUCAAGUUAAUUUCCCUUGAUGACCUUUUGCUGUCAUGCUACGCACAGAUGUAAGCACCUAUAUUUUUGUUAUAACAAUGUGUGCUGUUAAUAAUAAUGUAUUUGUAAAUGUGAGUGUACAUACAGUAUAACUGCAUGGGAGAUUACUUCCUUGGGAGUCUUUUAAUGAAAAUGUGCGCGUAGAAGUAUUUUUGUACUAAUGGAAGGCAAGGUCUAUGGGGAACGUAGCUGCUGCUCACCUCUCUCAGUAAAACUUUUGUUAACAUUUUUCGCUCGAGAUACUUGAAAAUUUGUUUUUUGUAAAAACUGUUUUAUUAUAUUCUUUAUUUAUUUGUAUGUAGUUUUGGAUGCUCAGAGCGAGAGGCACCUUGUUUUAAUCUGAGGACUAUGCAUGAGAGGACAGUAUGUUGUACAGUUGAUUUUGCAUCUGCUGGACCAAUAAAUUAACUCCUG
Anoplopoma fimbria (sablefish) is the source of this 3204-nucleotide messenger RNA. RefSeq names its product 6-phosphofructo-2-kinase/fructose-2,6-biphosphatase 3 (gene pfkfb3). Bases 205 to 1794 code for a protein of 529 amino acids. NCBI's taxonomy places the organism in Eukaryota, Metazoa, Chordata, Actinopteri, Perciformes, Anoplopomatidae. The transcript has 14 exons. Gene Ontology annotation, molecular function: fructose-2,6-bisphosphate 2-phosphatase activity; 6-phosphofructo-2-kinase activity; ATP binding. Gene Ontology annotation, cellular component: cytosol. The record is from RefSeq and is a predicted model, not a curated record. Gene Ontology annotation, biological process: fructose 2,6-bisphosphate metabolic process; fructose metabolic process.